Messenger RNA from Botrytis sinoallii, 1098 nucleotides. RefSeq lists its product as uncharacterized. The record is from RefSeq and is a predicted model, not a curated record. Gene Ontology annotation, molecular function: zinc ion binding; nucleic acid binding. Lineage: Eukaryota; Fungi; Ascomycota; Leotiomycetes; Helotiales; Sclerotiniaceae. The coding region runs from base 1 to 1098 and encodes 365 amino acids. The transcript has 2 exons.
AUGAGUGGUUACAACAAUUACCAACACAAUCCUGGCGGAGGAGGUAGAUCCAAGACAGAGGAUGGGGAUAGAAUUGAUGAAUCUGAUAGAUCAUCGAGAGUGGAUUCGCAGAUAAAGAUGGCAGACUUGCAUGCGCAGAUUCAAUCACUGACUGCGCAGGUUACAUAUUGGCGUGAUCUUUAUACACAAAAGAUUCGAUCAGAUUCAAUAAGUCAAUCUCAUGACCAGCAGUCUGGGCAGUCGCGACAGUCACCACGAGUUCAAGACAUUACAACAUCUCAAGUAGCUCCAUCUUCGAAACGACAGCAGUCUGGACAACAACAGUCUGGUGCACCACCACAAGAUCAAGACACUCCAUACCCUAAUCCUCAGAAACCGCAACAAAUUGAUGCACCUUCACCGAACCUUGCAAUGCAGCUGGAAGUUGAACCACCCCCCGCUGUUCAAUCUCAGCAGCCGAUAUUCAAUCCGCAUCCAAAUCGGGGACGAAUUCAACAGUCGCUCGAUUGCGUAUGUGGCAAUUGCGGACAGUCUGGGCACGAAUUAAAAUGGUGCAAAGGGCCCGUUAACAAAGAUGGGUUCAUAGACGGAUGUCCAAUAUGCAAUUCCACGAGUCAUACUUAUAUACAAUGUUCAAUGGCAGCGACCAAUGACAGCCCUCUCCGAGCUUAUCUUCUCCGGUUAAGAAACAAUAAACCGCCGUUAAGAUAUCCUAAGGAUUUCCGAAAUGAAGAAUAUUGGCAAUUCGAACUACGAUUAGCGAGUAAUCAAAAAGUAGAGCCUCGUCGCCCGUGGUCGGUGGAGUUCUCAAAGCAGUUUCAAAUAGAUAACCCGCGUUAUUGGGAGAGCGAGGCUUUUCACAAAAGUGUGAUAGUAGAUCCUGCAUGGGAGAAUAAAAACUCGCCGCCGCCAUUUCAAGGAGAUUUGACAGACGGAAAACUCGACAAACCAACUUCGACACUAGGUCAGACUUACAAUAGACGAGCCGGCGACAACAAUCCCACUCGCAGUCGUUCUCGCUCACCGCAUCGACAACUUGAUAGAUAUUCAGCCAAUCGUCGUGAUCGAUCUGAAGCAUCAGGUGUGCAUCCAUCUUGA